AUGUCUUGCGAUGAAACUGUUGUAGAUCAUAGAAAUGUAAAUGGAUUCAGUAUUUCCCUUAAAGUUGAAAAACGAAGUAGCUCGCCAAUAUCACAACGUUUUGUCGUAUCUUACAACAAUAAGGGACAGAAAUCGUCUAAAUGGUCAUGGAAAACUCUUGUAUUUGCAAUCAUUUUCAACAUCAUAGCAUUGAGUUAUGUACAAAUAAGUUUCACAGCUAUAUCAAUUAUUGCGAUUGUAAUGUCUUUCUUGAUAUUCUUCUGGGUUACGCACACAGUUCAAUCAGAAACACUUCAUGUGAUACCAACAGUUGGCAUACAAAGUUCAGUCAAAUUUGUCGUAGGCAGUGAGGACAACUUUGUAUCAUGGAAUAGUAUUGAUGAUAUAAUAAUCAAUGAAGUUAUUAAGUUUAACAGGGUUCUAUACUACCUAACUGUUUUGGUCAAGACAGGGAAUCAUGAAGAAGCACACCAAAUCAAAUUAAUGCCUUUAUUUAAGUACACAAAACCACGGCUGAUGAUGUUGGAAGUUAUAUAUUCGGCUUUGCAGACACUUUUAAUUGCUUCAAGGAAGGAUACCACGGAGUUGGCAUCUGGCGACAAAUAG
Messenger RNA from Leptosia nina, 606 nucleotides. Lineage: Eukaryota; Metazoa; Arthropoda; Insecta; Lepidoptera; Pieridae. The record is from the annotation of a GenBank genome assembly.